Molecule: messenger RNA, 1159 nt
Organism: Coregonus clupeaformis (lake whitefish)
Lineage: Eukaryota; Metazoa; Chordata; Actinopteri; Salmoniformes; Salmonidae
Product: TP53-regulated inhibitor of apoptosis 1-like
Exons: 2
Coding region: 99-515 (138 amino acids)
Source: RefSeq, a predicted model, not a curated record
GUUUGGUUUAAUUCAUUGCAUCUCACUCUGUGCUGUCUUUCGUCAAGCCAUGUUAUCACAUUUUGUUCCUGUAGCCAAAGUGUUCUUUCGCUUUAACAAUGUGUCGCUUGUUUAACUACGUCGUGAACAUACGCCAUGCUGUUUGGCCAAUCAGAUCACAUGGUUCAAGGAAAGUCAAGAGAACUGUACGGAAGAGAAGUUUGGUUGCAAUAAAUUCAAUAAUUUAUCGUUAUCUUUAUUCUUUCAGUAUUUUUUAUCCUCAUACGGUCUAUGGUUAUUCUGCAUUGAAGAUGAAUAGUGUUGGAGAGGGCUGCACUGACCUAAAACGGGAAUAUGACCAGUGCUUUAACCGUUGGUUUGCUGAGAAAUUCUUGAAGGGAGAUCGAAGCGGUGAUCCCUGUACCGAAAUGUUCAAGAAAUAUCAGCAUUGUGUCCAGAAGGCCAUAAAAGAAAAGGACAUUCCCAUUGAUGGCGUAGAAUUCAUGGGCCCAAAUAAAGAGAAAGCUGACAGAUGAGGAGAUGGAGGAUCUCCCCAACAACAUUGCCUUGUGACUCACUGGCAUUGCUUACUGGGCAUGCAAUGGAACAUGCACAGGGUUUCCACCAAUUUAGCUUGGAUUGGGUUUUGUUUGAGGUCGCUGUCCCUCUAGUGUGGAGACUAAUGAGCAUUCAUAUGAAGGAUCCAAAGUGCUGAAUGACAAUUGGGAUUGGACUUUGUAUGUUGGGCAUUGAUUACAAGAGGAACCUAUAAAUCCAGACAUUUGGGUCAGACCAAUAAACAUCCAUGGUCACAAGAUGCAUGUAAUGUGGUGGUCACAUUAGAUAAUCAUUGUAAAGGACUAUGAUGCUUUGCAAAGGGAUUUUUUGUGUGAAUUCUUUUCAUUUCAGGAAUUGUCGAUGUCUAUUAGAGGGCCCUGGCUUAAUGUCCCUCACAAGACAACUGAAGAUGGCAUCAAUGUGGAUGCAUUAGGCUUGAAGAGAAAGGUCAUCAACAUCAUACAAGGACAUUCAUUUGGUUUACACUGUGCAAGAUUAUAAUUUUUGUGAGUCUCUCGUCGCCCCGUGUUUUUUUUUUUACUGGCAUUUAUUUAGUUCAGUGUGGUGUAAUGUUGUGAUUGACAUAUACAUUGACAAAGCAAUAAAUAUAAUAAUCAUGUUA